This is a messenger RNA of Stylonychia lemnae, 585 nucleotides long. The record is from the annotation of a GenBank genome assembly. NCBI's taxonomy places the organism in Eukaryota, Ciliophora, Spirotrichea, Sporadotrichida, Oxytrichidae.
AUGGGAUUGAGCAGUGAGGAAGCGUAGAAUUAGAUCAAGCUAUUUUGGUUAGGAAGGCUAAAGAAAACCGCAUGCUUGAUUGUCGAAGAUGAUAAUUAUUUUAAGCCUUUGAAACAGAAAAUUGAUGGAAUAGUGUGGCCUCAAGGUAAAGCAUAAAACUUGAUUUAUAUUGCUUAUAUAGUAAUUGGAAGUUAACUUCAAGUCAUAAAUGUGGGAAAUGUUGAUAAAAUAGUUGAUGUUUUAAAAUCUGAGCCACAAAGCAUCGAUUUACAGCUAACUUUGAAUGAACAACAAAUUUAAUUUUUGGACUAAUUACUCAACUAUCAAAAGCCUAUUAAGAAGAUAGUUAUACCCCCAAAAGAAGAUCCUGAGCUUGUUGAAAAUGUAAAGCCUAUUCCAGUGAAUCCAUUAGACCUACUAUUUAAAAAGACUCAAGCAAAGCCUGCAUUAUAUUUCUUGCCAAAUACAUCCGAUGAAGUUUUAGCAAAGAAAAGAGUGGAUUUAUAAAAAAUCAAGCAACAGUCAAUUAGUUCAAUCUAAUUAAAAAGAUCUAGAUCAAGAUCAAUAGAAAAGUAAAGAAAAUGA